UUGCUAAUGACUCAGACGCUGCGCAACAAUCACUACACUAAUCUUGAAGUUGAAAGAGAAAUUUGCACAAAUGAUUUUAAAAUCGUUUGCAUGAGUACAAGCCAUUUCUAAUCUAUGCUUCACAAACCUGUCUGUCUGUACUUUAAUCAGUCAUAGGCAUGACAAACUACAUGAAUACACAUACAGCAGCCAAUGGGAGAAGAGGGAGGACAUCAAAAGAGAAUACAAGGGGCAAAAGGAUGGUAGUUUUUUUUCCUCUGCGUUUGAGGAGGCUGUCCCUAAAUUGUCGGAACUUAACAGGAUCAGAAGAGGUUGCCGAGUGUUUAUUGAGUGGUGGAGCGUUCAGAGUCAUCAUGGCCAUGUCCCAGGAGCGGAGUGCGUGUCUGGGGCUCUCGGUGCUCCUUUUGCUUGGUGCAUGCAUAAAGGAAGCUGUGGAGGGAUGUAGCUGCCACCCAGCACACCCACAGCAGCUGUUCUGCGGCGCUGAGAUUGUGAUAAGAGCAAAGAUAUCUGGAGAGAAGAUUGUGUCGCCUAGCAACAGCUCCUCACCUUACAUGAAAAUGAUCCAGUAUGAAAUCAAAAUGAUCAAGAUGUUUAAAGGUUUUGACAAGGCAAAGGACAUCCAGUAUGUGUACACUCCAGUCUUCUCCUCACUGUGUGGCGUCAAACUGGACUCCAACAAUAAAGCGGGGUAUCUGCUCUCAGGAGGUAUGUGGAGCGAUGGGAGAAUCACUAUCGGUCAAUGUGACCUCGUAGAGUCCUGGGACAACUUGUCACUGUCACAAAAGAAGAAUCUGAACUACAGAUACCAGAUGGGCUGUGAAUGCAGAAUCAACACCUGUUACACAGUGCCAUGUGCGUCAACAGGAGAAAACGAGUGCUUGUGGACUGACUGGCUGCUGGAUAACAGCCUAAAUGGGGAGCAGGCUCGGCAGUAUGCCUGUAUCCGCCGCUCUGACACAACCUGUAGCUGGUACCGGGGUGGACCUCCACCUGAGAAAGACUUCCUGGACAUGACUGACCCUUGACCUGUAAUUCUGAAAUCAAAUUUGACUCCAUUUCACUCCUGCAAAGUCAAACAUUUCCUGCUUUUUGCUUAUGUAGCUCAAAUUUGGCGUGCAAAGUAGCAACUGAUUUCAUUGAAAAAAAUUGACAGAUUUUUACGUUUUUAAGUUGAGUUAAGUUACAUUUGAGUUUAACCCAACUUUGAGCUCCUGUUCGCAGAGUUCAGGUGGUUGCUACAGCAAUGCUAGGGUCAUUUCUAUAGAGGGCAGGGGGCUUUCAACAUUCCUCUGACUCAUUUUUCUCGCUCUCACACAAUCCACUUCACUUUCUGUUUGUCACAGAAUAAGAACAACAGCAGACCAUCCACUGCAAAUUAUUCACCCCAGAGUGAAUCCUUUCUUUGUUUCCGAUGGCCUGUAAUAUGCAUAACCUCGACAAAUACUGACAACCUCAUUUUUGUUUAUGCAUAACUUACUAUAGGUUAUGUAGUUAUUGAGGCUAUGCAUUUACUGAGAGAAAUUUAAGGAAGUUGUAACAUUUACUGAGGAAAAUAGUAGAAAAAAAGCUGCCAACUUCUUCCACAAAGUGUACUUUACAUAAUGUAAACAUUUCCUCUGUAGCACUGCCACCUUUUUCCACACAUAUACUGGUGUUGAUUUUAUAUAUUAUCAAAUAACUGUCCCAUGCAAAUGAAAAUGCACUGUAUAUAUAUCAAACAAAGCAGCACCGGACAUUCCCUAAUUCAUUAUAUCUUGACAAAAUCUGACAUAUUAAUUAUAUAUGACCAUAAUUCUUGUACAUCUAAAUCAUCACAGUUUAUACUCUCAAAUUACUGAGAAUGUAAAUAUUGUACUUCAGUAAGAAUUAACAUUUUAAAAGCUAACCGGAUCUUGUCUUAUAGCAUAGGAGCAUCUUGUGGUUUUGUGUGUUUAGUUUCCUCGUUUGAACUCCGUACUCUUUCCUGUGCCAAAAAUCUAAUCCAGCGCUUUAACAACAGCACUGCCACCUGUAGACGCCAAGCCACCUCUCCUUAGAGGAAAUGAUGUAACAGGACAAGGUUCAAUUCCCUUUUUCUUAACUCCUUAAAAACAGGAAGUGGAUUCUCCUCAAGAAAAGAUAGUAAAAACUUUGGCACAAGACGUUAACCAACAAGAAGAGAAAUAACUGAUAUUCAUGGAUGAGUUCUAAUUAGUGAUUUAAUUGUUGUUUUAUAGGCAUUAUGUAAUAUAAUGACUCAACAUUAAUUAAAAGACCCAAAUCUGAAUUGACCCCUGUCUUGUUACUGGACUACUUCACUGAAGUCAUACAGCUUAAAAUGAAUUAUCACUUUCUAUCUUCAUGCAUGAGCCACAUUCAACAAUAAAAUAUUUAAAUUCAACUGAACAAGCCAGUAAUUUGCCGGACACGUUUGAAAUAUACCAUUUUGAAAUAUGUUUCUCAUUAAAUACAGACUUUCAUGGGUGAUAUGAUAAUAAUGCAUAACAACUGUAUGGCUUUAGUGAAGCAUUAUCAAACAAUUUCAUGUUUGUUUUAUACUGAAAGAAUUGUUUGGGUUUGUAUUUAUGUCUGUGUUUCUGUCUAAAUAGAGUUUUCUAUUUCCAUGUACCAAAAAAGAUUGUAUAUAAAAU
Molecule: messenger RNA, 2633 nt
Organism: Larimichthys crocea (large yellow croaker)
Lineage: Eukaryota; Metazoa; Chordata; Actinopteri; Sciaenidae
Product: metalloproteinase inhibitor 4
Exons: 6
Coding region: 159-1028 (289 amino acids)
Biological process (GO): response to hormone; response to cytokine; negative regulation of endopeptidase activity
Cellular component (GO): extracellular matrix
Molecular function (GO): metalloendopeptidase inhibitor activity; protease binding
Source: RefSeq, a predicted model, not a curated record